UGAUUAAUUUACCGUCAUGAAGAUCUUUGUGAUAUUUAUAACGUUAUUAUCAACAUCGUUUGGAACAUAUCCUGGAUAUGUAUCUACUCCAGUGCAAGUGCAUCCUGCCAAUAUUGAAUCGCAUGCUUUUGCUGCCGAAGUACGGCACAAUGUUCCUGUAGCAGCACCACCUGUUUUAAUUCACGCACCGAAAUCUAUUCAUACCGUUGAAGAUGUAAUUUCACCAGCAGUUGUAAACCCCGCAACCUUUGCUGUUGAUGCACCGAAAUCUUUUCAUACCGUUGUUGCUCCUAACGCACCUGUCUCAGUUCCAGUUGCAGCAGCACCAGUUAAUCCUCAUAUUGUUAAAUCGUUUUCUCAUGCUACUCAAAUACAACACAAUGCUCCAAUUCCUGUCGAGGUUGCACCAAAAUCUAUACAUGCUGUAAAUACACACGCUGCUAUACCUGCUGCCGUUCCUUUUAUUGAUACUGCUGUUCCAAAAUCGAUUCACGCACCAAUUUCACCCGUUGAAACACCCGUAGUAAAAUCCUUUUCUUAUGCUACUGAAAUUCAGCACGAUGCUCCAGUUGUUGCAGUGAGACCUGUAAGUAUUUCAGCAGCACCAAAGUCUAUUCAUGCCGUUAGACAUUUUUCUACUGCACCAGCUGUGGCACCAGUUGUAGACAUUCGCGUUCCAACAUCAAUCCAUGCACCUGUUGAGGUUCCUACAAUAAAAUCAUUUUCUUAUGCUACUGAAAUUCAACACGAUGCUCCAGUUUCUGUACCUGUAGCUGUGGGAGCUGCACCAAAAUCUAUUCAUGCUGUCACACCAAUUGCUACUGCACCUGCUGCAGCACCUAUCGUAAAUAUUCGGGUACCAACAUCAAUUCAUGCACCUUAUGGACUUUCGGAUUUGAAUGCAUUUAGUUAUGGUAGUCAAAUCCAUCAUACUGAUCCAGUUUCUGUACCAGUAGCACCAAAAUCUAUACAUGCUAUUCAAUCUUUAGCUGCAGCUCCCGCUGUAGCCCCUGUAGUCCCAACAAUUCAUGCAGCUGCUGAAAUUCCCGCAGUGAAAUCAUUUUCUUAUGCUGGGGAAAUUCAGCAUAAUGCCCCAGCAUCUGUACCUGUAUCAGUUGGAGCUGCACCAAAAUCUAUCCAUGCAUUUUCUGAUCCAUCAAUAGCACCCGUUGUUGACAUUACUGCACCAGCUCCGUUAUUAAAAUCAUUUUCUUACGGGACUGGAGUACAGCACAAUGCAGCAGUUAAUAUACAAGCGCCCAUAGCUCCAAUAGCUGCAGCACCAAAAUCUAUUCAUCAUACAGCAUUAUCUCCAGCUCCUAUACAUCCAGUUAGAGCAAUUCAUGCAACGAAUAUUAAUACACAUCCACUUUCUUCCGUUGUAGCACCUGCUGUACCACUAUCAGCAGCAAAAUCAUAUACUACAGAAAUCAGAAGAAGAAUUCCCUUAUCUACUGGCAUAAAUUAUUCACCAGCACCUAUAGUUGUGACAUCACCCGUGGGACUUCACUCGCCUGUGGCAAAUAAUUUAGCUUACGGUCAUGUACUGCCAGUGACUACAAAUGGAGUCAAUAUUCAUUUAAAUAGAGAUAUGUAUGCUAGAAUCGCUGCUCCUGGAGCUUAUCUGUGGAACGGACAGGCUCUACAAAAUGGCGUCGGUUACGUAUCAGGUAUAGCAGGCCCUCUUGCUUACAGACCUGUUCCAGUAUAUUAUAGAAAUUUUGUUAAACCUACAAAUGCCAUUUAUCAUUAUUUAAGAGGUAAAUAAGAUAUUUUCUAACAGUAUCAAUCAUUAAUUACCGAAUGGUAACUGUAUUUCUGAGACAUAAAAAAUAAAUAAAUAAAUACGAAGAGAACGUUAAUAAUUUUGUUCGGGUAUUUAUUUUUA
Molecule: messenger RNA, 1888 nt
Organism: Centruroides sculpturatus (bark scorpion)
Lineage: Eukaryota; Metazoa; Arthropoda; Arachnida; Scorpiones; Buthidae
Product: calphotin-like
Exons: 2
Coding region: 17-1768 (583 amino acids)
Source: RefSeq, a predicted model, not a curated record